CUUCUAAAAUCGGGGAAGAAGAGAACGGAAGAGAAGCAGAAGCAGCAGAAGCAAUGGAGGCUGUGAAGAGAGAGAAGACGAUAGGGCACGAAAUCGGAGGGGUCCAAAACGACACUCUUCGUUUCGGACUCCAUAGCGUCAAGAAUGAGAUCGUCGGGGACCAUCCCCUUCAAUCUGCCUAUCACUCUACUCAGGAGGUCCAUGAACAGAUGAAGAGGAGGGUUAUGGUCAACACGUACGGCUCGGCUCUUCCUUUGAAGAUGGACCUCGAUCGCCAAAUGCUUUCAAGAUUCCAGAGGCCUCCAGGUCCAAUACCGUCAUCCAUGCUGGGGUUGGAUGCUCUGACAGGAAGCCUGGAAGACUUCGGUUUUGAAGAUUACCUUAAUGACCCAAAGGAGUCUGAAACGAUCCGCCCCCUGGAUAUGCAUCAUGGAAUGGAAGUUCGCUUUGGACUCUCCAAGGGACCAGCCCACCCCAGUUUCAUCUGAAACGUUACUACUUGCCGCUUGCCAAAGAAACAGUUGUGCUAUUCUCUCUCACUGCUUUAGGCUAUGCUUUAUGAUGAAAUAUAUAUAUAUAUAUAUAUAUAUCACAACUCUUUCAAAUGAACAGCUGAAUGGCAUGACCCCUGCUAUUGGUAUUGCCAGUACUUGAAUGAGUGAGUUGCACCACUGUUAUUUCUAUUUUUAGUUUUUUCUUUUUCUCCUUGUUCUCUUGGAAACUGGUAUGGACCCGUUGUCUACUUUUGCAGGCAAAAACUACAUGCAGUGUAUUUGUUAAA
Diospyros lotus (date-plum) is the source of this 781-nucleotide messenger RNA. Its product is annotated as cyclin-B1-2. Gene Ontology annotation, cellular component: cytoplasm; nucleus. Gene Ontology annotation, biological process: proteasome assembly. Lineage: Eukaryota; Viridiplantae; Streptophyta; Magnoliopsida; Ericales; Ebenaceae. The record is from RefSeq and is a predicted model, not a curated record. The transcript is spliced from 4 exons. The coding region runs from base 54 to 488 and encodes 144 amino acids.